AUGUGGACCUCUGUGUCUCUCAACUGUCGUCCUGGUUUCAGCAAAGAGGCUCUGGGCUUUUAUAAAUCGUCCUCGUGCGGCUCCACGGGCUUUUGGACCCGGACUCGGACUCGGACCCGGACCCGGACUCGGAUCAUGCCCGUCCCGCGCCGCAGAGCGUCUCUCCUGGCGGAGCGCCCCGUGUCCACGUGCACGGGCACGUGCACGGGCACCCGCGUCACCCGACGGGCGCUCGGAGUCAGCAGCGUCUUUGUACAGGGCACGAGCAGCAGGGCCGCACCUGUCAUCCCCAAGACAGGUCUCAGGUCGGGACUCGGUUGGUCUCUGGUCGACUACAGGGACAAGGUUCAGGCUCUGGAGCGUCUGAACUCGGAGUUGGAGCAGCAGAUCCGCGCCGAGCUCCAGCAGAGGAGCCACAGCGCCUCCUCCUGGGAACCUCUGAGAGCAAACUGGGAGAACGUGUACCGACAGGUGAGUGAGGAGAUCUUGUCCAACGCGAGACUCAUGUUGGAGACGGAAAACAUCCAGAACAAAGCCGACGACUUCAGAGACAGGUUCGACUCAGAGCGUCCGUGGCGUCAGGACUUGGAGGAGGAGAUCAGUGCGUUGCUCAAAGUGUCUGAGGAGGCGUCUCAGACUCGGGACGACCUGCAGCGUCGCACCGACGACCUGAGGGCGGAGCUACAGACGCUGCAGCUCAGCCACGAGCAGGACGUGCGCCGCCUCUACACCCACGACCUGCACCUGCCCGCCUGCACCCGGACCGGACCGGCCCACACCGGACUGGACCAGGUCUUAGACCACAUCCGAGCCCACUGGGAACGAGUCUGUGAGGAGAGAGUCCAGAGCGACGCCGACGUCAAGGUCUCAGAUCCAGAACAGGUCGAGGAGCUGAAGACGGAAGUUCAAGAAGCUGCGUCUAAAGUCCAGAGUCUCCAGGUCCAGACCGAGUCCCUGCGAGUCCUGAGGAGGUUCUGCUGGCUCUGCUGAGCUGGUCUGGCGUCUCUGGCUGAUACUCGGCGCUGGCAGCAGGUGGAGCUGCAGAGUCUGGGCUCGUUGGUCUCUGGUCUGGACUCAGAACUGAACCAGGUCCAGACCGAGGCCGAGUCCCAGCGCAGAGACCUGGAGACGCUCCUCACCAACAAGAACCGACUGGAGCAGGAGCUGCAGCUCUACCACCAGCUCCUGCAGGGAGAAGAGAACCGCUACCAGGGUCUGGACCAGGGUCUGGACCAGGGUCUGGAUCAGGGACUGGAUCAGGGUCAGGACCAGGAUCUGGACAAGGGUCAGGAUCAGGACUCGGGGACCACAGGGACCCAGGAGACCCCGGAGCAGCAGUGCAGAGUUCCUCCUGAGCCUGGAUCGCCGGCGCCCCCUGCUGCCCCCAAACUGCACAAACAGAAAUGAGCAGGACCGCGUUUCCCAUGAG
This is a messenger RNA of Boleophthalmus pectinirostris (great blue-spotted mudskipper), 1429 nucleotides long. It is a transcript of the gene bfsp2, whose product is annotated as beaded filament structural protein 2, phakinin. The transcript has 9 exons. Gene Ontology annotation, cellular component: intermediate filament. NCBI's taxonomy places the organism in Eukaryota, Metazoa, Chordata, Actinopteri, Gobiiformes, Gobiidae. Gene Ontology annotation, biological process: intermediate filament organization. Gene Ontology annotation, molecular function: structural molecule activity. The record is from RefSeq and is a predicted model, not a curated record.